Molecule: messenger RNA, 1356 nt
Organism: Talaromyces rugulosus
Lineage: Eukaryota; Fungi; Ascomycota; Eurotiomycetes; Eurotiales; Trichocomaceae
Exons: 3
Coding region: 1-1356 (451 amino acids)
Biological process (GO): nucleoside metabolic process
Molecular function (GO): catalytic activity
Source: RefSeq, a predicted model, not a curated record
AUGGCUUCCAAAAGAACCCGGCUCUCAGCCGACGCCUUUACAGUAGGACUCAUCUACGUGAAGCCACUCGAGAUGCAGGCGAUAUCCGUGAUGCUCGACGAAUGCUACGAGCCGGUGCCACUGCACAUCCAGGACGACAACGAGUACACGCUUGGCAAAAUUGGUAGCCACAAUGUUGUCGUCGUCGGGUCCCCGAGAGGUGCACAGGGCAAAGUGGCAAUUGCGGACGCCGUGAGUCGGAUACGCCUGACAUUCGUCAACAUACGAGUAGGUCUGCUAGUUGGUAUUGGAGGUGGCGUACCGCAUCUUCCGAAACAUGAUGUGCGGCUUGGUGAUGUCGUCGUUGGUGCGCCAGAGGUCGGGCCUGUGGUCGUGCAGUAUGAUCGUGGUAAACAGCUUUCUGAUGGCAUUGUCGAGAUCACCGGGACGCUUCGUAAGCCUCCGGCGGUACUUCUAAGGGUGGUUGAUAAGGUAGACGACAAAUACUCGCGAAUAGGAGAAGGAGAGGAGGACUUUUUCACCACCCAUCUGCAACGCUUCGCGAAUUUCCGGCGCUUGAAAGAUCGGUAUAAAUGUCCCUCCGUUCCAGACAGACUAUUCCGGGCGGACUACAAUCAUGAACUUGGCACGCAAUGCAGCUCGCACGAUCAGUGCUACGUGGUAAAACGACCAGAUCGCCACCCACCGGGCGAGAUUCGAAUCCAUUACAGCACGAUCCUCUCUGGCGAUCUCGUCAUGAAGUCUGCAGAAAAGCGCGACGAGAUUAGCGCGAAGCAUGGCAAUGCACUUUGCUUUGAAAUGGAAGCAGCCGGCUUGAUGGAUGCCUUUCCUUGCCUUGUUAUUCGGGGAAUAUGUGAUUACGCGGACUCGCAUAAGAGCAAGGAGUGGCAAAAAUAUGCAGCGGCGACGGCAGCUGCUUAUGCUCGAGAGAUUCUUCUUUCCAUGGCUGAAAGAUUAGCACCAGGGAUAGGGGAUUCACAGAAAGAUUGUCUGAAUCGAGCAGAGGGAUCGAAACUGGAAAACAGUGUGAGACGGCAUGAGGGGCUGGUUGGCGUGGAUUCUAGACUCUCUCAAUCGCAGACAUCUCUCUUCAUUGCAAAGCAUGGCCAACAGACGAAUAUGAAGAUCGUACUCAAUGCUGGGCAAGACGAUGAAAGGAUUGAAGAUUUGAGCCCAGAGUUGCUUAUGCUCUUGCAUGUUCUUCAGUUUCUCAAAACGUCUUGCCCUGAUCCAGAUAACGACUUCAAACCAGGCUCCAUUCCAAGAACCGUGACGAUGCUUCUCAGCAAACAAUAUGCGCGAUUUUCCUAUAUAUCCUCAGUGUGUCUCGCAAAGUUCUUCAACGAGCUUGUGUAA